Molecule: messenger RNA, 5879 nt
Organism: Cryptotermes secundus
Lineage: Eukaryota; Metazoa; Arthropoda; Insecta; Blattodea; Kalotermitidae
Product: sodium- and chloride-dependent glycine transporter 1
Biological process (GO): sodium ion transmembrane transport
Cellular component (GO): membrane
Source: RefSeq, a predicted model, not a curated record
UUAUAAUUUUCUAGCCAUAUUCAAUGUGAGAUUUAAAGAUGAGUUUAUUAUGUAACUCCCGUCAAUUGAAUCUGAAAAGACACAACUACGAAAAACAGGUCACUGCAUUUAUCAAGGGACACGUAUUUCAAGUCCAGAUUAAAAAUAAAUUCUUUUGAAAUGUGUGUUUAUAGUGUCAUGUGAUUGGUUGAUAGUGUUAGUUGUUUCGAAGAUGUUUCUCUGAUAUUCCGUCAAUAAGGACGAUACAAUUAACAAAGGAUCUAGUGAGAAGAUAUUUUGUGACAGUCGACAGUCAGAAACUUGCCGACGGUGUAGCUACAGCUGUGGUACAGUCAGUGAUAAGAUUUUGUACCUCUCUAACAUGACCAUGGAGAACAAGGCAGUUGAUAUUGACCGCGUUAUGGCAGAUGAUGAACCGUGUACAAUGGAGACCACACGGAUGAGGCCUUAUCUGGAUAUCUGGGAUAACGACGACAAAUGCUCAGUGGCAAACUCUCAAGUGCCACUGAAUCCUGCGGACGAUGCAACGUCACACGGAUCAGGGCUGACAGAGCCUGAACCUGAGCGAGGCAACUGGACGGGAAGAUUCGACUUCCUGUUGUCGCUGCUUGGCUACAGCGUGGGCCUCGGCAACGUCUGGAGGUUUCCAUAUCUCUGCUACAACAAUGGCGGGGGUGCAUUUCUCAUCCCAUUUACAAUAAUGCUUGUGAUAGCCGGAUUGCCACUCAUGUUUAUGGAAUUAUCCUUCGGCCAGUAUGCGAAUCUGGGUCCUGUAGCAAUCUACAAGAAAUUCUGCCCUUUAUUUCAAGGUCUAGGCUAUGGCAUGGUCAUCGUGUCUGCCAUUGUGAUGCUGUAUUACAAUUUAAUCAUUGCGUGGACCCUGUUUUACAUGUUCGCGUCCUUCAACAGCGUUCUACCCUGGCAGAAGUGUGAAGAAUGGAGCACAGUCCACUGUUAUUCGUACGAAGAAGCUGAUGAGUGUGCGGCCAAGAACGGGACGUACUACCGCCGACAGUGUUACCAGGCAACAGAGGCUGCCCUGAAGAACAUCACACAGCAAGCAGACCAGGAAAUGAGGAGACCUCCAGCCGAGGAAUACUUCUCGAGAAGGGUCCUGGGUCUGUCAGCUGGGAUUGAAGAGACGGGAGAAAUCCGACUGUCCAUGGCGCUGUGUCUUCUGUUAGCGUGGAUAAUUGUGUUUCUGUGCCUCUCUAAGGGGGUACAAUCAUCGGGAAAGGUUGUGUACUUCACAGCUCUGUUUCCUUAUGUUGUUUUGGUGAUACUGUUCGUGCGGGGCGUGAGUCUUCCAGGGGCAUCCACAGGCAUCCUCUUCUACCUCACUCCAGACUGGCAACGGCUUGCCAACGCCCAGGUAUGGGGAGAUGCAGCUGUUCAGAUCUUCUUUGCUCUAAGCCCAGCUUGGGGAGGGCUAAUUACUUUGGCUUCCUAUAAUAAGUUCACAAACAACUGUUACCAAGAUUCCCUGAUUGUUGCGAUAUCCAACAUUUUGACCUCAUUCUUUGCCGGACUUGUGAUUUUCUCUGUGAUUGGUUUCCUGGCCCAUGAGCUACAAGUGGAAGUGAAGAAAGUGGUGGAUCAAGGGGCAGGUCUUGCUUUUAUUGUAUACCCAGAAGUGGUAACUCGAUUACCGAUCUCACCACUGUGGUCACUUCUCUUCUUUGUGAUGCUACUCACUCUUGGGCUUGACUCCCAGUUUGCUCUCAUGGAAACUGUGACCACUGCUAUACUGGACCGGUUCCCUAGUCUCCGGGACUACAAGAUAUGGGUUGUCCUCAUUGUAGCCAUGUUUGGCUACUUUGGAGGACUUAUCUUCACCACAAAUAGUGGAAUGUACUGGCUUCAGCUGGUGGACAAGUACGCUGCCAACUGGUCAGUUCUACUGAUUGCAAUUGCAGAAUGCAUUCUCAUUUCAUGGGUGUACGGUGCAAACCGGUUCCUUAGGGACAUCCAAGAUAUGAUUGGUCAGAAGUCAUGGAUGUGGAUGUUCUUUUGGACAUGGAUGUGGAAACUCAUUACUCCUGCAGCUCUUUUGUUCAUCCUCUUCUUCAAUUGGGUUGAAUAUGCACCUGUAAAAUAUGGAGACUAUGAGUAUCCCAUUUGGGCUGAUGCUGUUGGUUGGGUGAUUGGUGUCUUCCCUGUUUGUAUCAUCAUUAUUAUGGGUGCCUGUAAACUUUCAACAGCACCAGAAGGUACACUUAGUGAGAGAGUUCGAUUCCUGUGCCAACCAAAAUCUGGUUGGGGGCCUGCAAACCGUCGAAAUAUGAAUCCCCUAACGUCAUACGAAAGUGUCCGCAACACAAUCGUGCUGGUGAACGGGCUCCCUGUGAUUCAAGAGAGCCAUGCUGACUCUGACUCACUGGAAGACAACAGACUCUGAGAAUGGGCCUCUGGCCGGGGCUACAAUCUGCAUAUGCCUCAGGAGCCUCAGACGCUGCUGCAGCAGAAGCCCGGUCCAAGUAUACUCAAGAAUCCAGGAGGAACCAAAACUACCAAAGAAGAAACUUGCAGUGAGAAGGUAAAUGCAACAGAUGUGAGUGCAAAGCAGGUUAGUCCUAUCAGACCCCAGUUAUUUACUUAUUUUCUCCUUCUACUUUAUCAUCCUCCUCCUCCUCCAUCCUUCUCAUUCUUAAGCUGUGACCUCCCCCUUUCAUCAUUUUACAGUUCUUCUCUUCCUUAUGAUCAUUUCCAUUCCUCUUCUAAAUCUCCUACAUUAUUCAUACUUCUACUCAACAUCUCACAACCCUAUGGGCCUUCAUGGCCUGUUACAGGGACAGCUUUACUUACUUUUUUACCAUUACUUCUACUGCAACUGCUACUGUUACUAUUCUAUUACUGUUAUGUUGCUACUACUAUUACUAUUACUGCUGCUGAUAAUUUUUUUCCACCUCUCCCUUGAUCUUAUUCUUCUUAACCUUCUUUUUCAUCAUCACCUCCCUCUCUGCUCCUGCUUCUUCAACUUCAACAACUGUGCAAUAAAAAUUUGAAAAGGCUAUUACAAUGAUCAUAAAUAUGCAUGUAUGACUUGAAACUUUCAACAUAAUUUCUAAAAAUGUUUUAGUUGAACACGUUGUUUUGCAUUUGUAUUUAAACAGUUUUAAAGUUUAUCAUAAAUUUCUGUAAUGGCGAAUUUAUGGUCGGUAUCAAGAAUUUUAUGGUAAUUUCUUAUAAUUUCUGAAGGAUUAAAUUCUAUAAUCCUAACAUGUGUAACACAGGGGUACACUGUUACUGCUAAAAUACAUGUCACUAGUUAAAUAUAUCAGCAAAAUAUAUAAUCAAUUGUAUUAACAAAAAAUACAAAUUAUUAAUCAGGUGGAGAAUGCAACAACGAAGGAAAGGCAAGUGAAAGACAUGAGUGGGUCAGCUGCCAAGACAGAACAAGCCAAUAUACUACAAGGGGCUCAGGAAGAAAGGAGCAACAUUAAGUAAUGAAGAAUUAACAGUGAGAGCAACAUAAGUCGAGGCUACAAGUCAUGGGCACUCCAUGUGAUUGGCUGGCCUUCAGAAAUACGGAAGCUGAAGCUUUUCUCCAUCCAAUCAGAUUUACAUAAAGCUUAGCGCCAACAUGUAUGAAUGUGGUGACAGAAAUAAGUAUGAUGGCCAAAACAUUGUAGUUAGCUAGAAUGGGCUGAUGUAUAGGUCAAUAUGUAUGUAUACAGAAUGUCACAAUUCUUGCAUAGUAUGACAGCGGUAGCAAUCAGAGAGCUCUAUAACUGUUAUAAAAUCAAAGUGACAUAUUAGGACUGUGAUAUGUAUAUUUAAUGAUGGUUUUAACAUUUAUAAGUUACAUUCCAUAAAAUAUGUACAUAAAAUUGCCUGCUUCUUUGUUUAAUCCUGCUUGAAGUUGACUAAAUUAUAUUUAAAAAUUCAGUUCCUACCUCACAGGGAAUGCUAUCUCUGUUACAAAACUAACCGGUUAAUACUCUUCAGGAAAAUGAUCGUUGUUUAUUAUGAGAAUUAUAUGAAAUGUGUACACUGUGUGAGCAAAACAUGGUGUUUUGUACAUUGAAGUCAGUGAUACAUAUCAUACCCACAAUCCUUCAUAGGGUUAAAAUCUUCAAAUUUCAUUUGAAAUGCUAUUUUGGUGAAUAAAGUCAUGAUAAAUCUGUAACCUCUUCAUAUGAGUGGGUUUAUUAAGAUAACAAGUUAAAAUUAUAGGCAAACAUGUUAAAAUUGCACAUUUUAACAGCUUUAAAAUGAGGAACUGAAUUUUUAUACCCAUAUAUCUUCUUAUUAAUUAUGAGUACAUUAAAACUCAGUAAAUUAAAAUUAUAGUUUAAAUACUGGGAAGGAAAAUUCAGGUAAAGUUAUCCAUGCCCUGACCACUGUCUCCCCAUGGAAACAUCCCCAAUACUCAAUGUAUACAGCUACCUCUGGUGAAGGUCUGCAUGCAAUGGCGAAAGGAAAGUUUCUUGCCCCUGCUGAGAAUCCAACUCCAGUCAUUCAGAUCAUAGCCUAGUUCAUACAAAAAAUACAUUAUUUAUAUAAUUGGGCUUGAGGCGUUUGGAUACAAGAAAAUCCACUAUGGAUGGGAUAAUUUCUGGGAAAUCAGCAUCUAAUGUUACAUUAAGAAAACAGAACACUUUCAUAAUCCACUCCUCAGUCCAUUUUAGUGUUAUACUGAACAGUUCUGUAAGCUGAAGAAAAUAAAGAAGCAGGCAGAGAUAGGUAUGCAAUACUUCAAAUAUGAUACUGAAAGAUGUCUUGGUUAAAUAUGCAUGUGCAGAAAGAAUAAUAUUCCUCAAUUAAGAGUGUCCUAAUCACAUAAGAAUCUAGUCAAUUAGGCUAACCACUGCUACUGUGUCUAAAACAUCUCUGAGGGCAUAUCAUCAUCAUAUAAUGACAGAGACUGUCAUGUCAUCAUCAGAAAGUUACUGGAUUCUAUUUGCAUCAUUACAAUGGGAACCCAAACCACUAUAACAGAGAUCUCAUUGGACACAAAGGACUUUCAUUCUGUAGGGUUGCCUACUUGCAAUAUGACAUAUCCUCAAAGAUGUUUUAUGCAAAGGUUAAUUCCUCUGAAGAUGAUAUGUUAUGUGUUCAGGCUUGAUAUGCCAAAGUGACUCAUAAAGCAUCACUAUGAAAGCAAAAUUUAAAUAACUACAUUCAUGAUAUAAUCAGAGAAACUGUUAUUCAAAACAUGGUAAAUAUGUAAAGAAAGAAAGAUCAAAGAAAUAUUUUAUGUAAAGAAAGAAAGAUCAAAGAAAUAUUUUCUGUGGUCUGAUAACAAUACUUAUAAGACUUAGACUGAAGCAUAAAAUAUUCAUGUAUGAUAAAUGCAUUAGAAACGGCAAAAAUGGUUCUUCUAGUAAUACUCUGUUACUGUUAAAUUGUAAGACUGAUAAGCAUUAUUACACAUUACCUUGGUGAUGAUAAGGGAAAUCCAGUGAACAUAACUUUAAUAUCAAAUAAUAUAUUCAUGUUUCCUGAUAAUUUAUAUCAGGGACCUGGGACAGUGACCCUGCCCCUUUCUCAAAGUCAACAUCAGUGUAGAUUAUCAUACAUGCUUGCCAACAAGUUUGCUCAGUGAUACCAAUACUCUUUAUUAUUUUAUAAAACCUUGAUGAUGAAAUGUUUAGAGGCAAAAUGAUAAUAUUAAUUUUAUUUUGAAGUCUAUCAAAAUAUCAUAUUUUUUAGAGAAACAAUUCAAAUUACCCUUGAGCUUAACUAAUGUAAAUAGUCAUUAAUUACAUGACACUAAUAUACUAAAACACUAUCUUCCUUCCCAGAAAAAUGUUCCUCCAUUACAAACAUCUAUAUUCCUUGAAACAGUGAUAUGUAAAACACUGCCAAGUUUGGCAUGCAGCUUUAACAUGUUUCAUGUCAUUCAUGAAAGCUUUUAACAUAAAUACUAUAUGUAA